Messenger RNA from Myodes glareolus (Bank vole), 2834 nucleotides. The record is from RefSeq and is a predicted model, not a curated record. Lineage: Eukaryota; Metazoa; Chordata; Mammalia; Rodentia; Cricetidae.
GAAAACCCAGGAAGUGUGGCCUAGGCCUAACAAAAUCUCAGGCUAAUAAUAAACGGCCUGAGUAAUGAGUAGCGUGGGCCAGGACAGGCAGGAGGCUGGAGCAGCGGCACAGGAGCAUGGACAGGUGGCCAGGGGCGACUAUGGCAAACUGCCCCAAAGAGCAGUACUGGGACUCCUUGACCAAAACCUGUGUCUCCUGCAUCUCCUGCAGCCAGAGGAGCCAGCGCAGCUGUACAGAUUUCUGCAAGUUCCUCAGUUGCCGCAGAGAGCAAGGCAAGUACUAUGACCAUCUCCUGGGGGGCUGCGUGAGCUGCGACUCCACCUGCCCACAGCACCCUCUGCAAUGCGCACACUUCUGUGAGAAAAAGGCCAGAAGCCGGAUGAACCUUCAGCCUGAGCUCAGGAGACCACAGGCCGGGGAAGUGGAAGCCAGGCUAGGCAACUCAGGAAGGCACCAAGGAGCAGAACAUGGAGGCUUGCAGAUAGAUUCAGCAUCCACAGGACUGAGGGUGAGCAGCGACCAGUUGGCCCUUGUCUACUGUACACUGGGGCUUUGCCUCUGUGCCAUCUUCUGCUGUUUCUUGGUGGCAUUGGCCUGCUUCCUCCGGCGUAGAGAGCCGCUUCCUAAGCAGUGUUCAGGGCCAUGUGUGUCCCAGGCAAAGUCUCCCCACCGCCCCGCAACAGAGGCUUGCAGUGAGGUGGUCUUGCCACCCCAGCCUGUCGAGACAUGUAGCUUCUGCUUCCCGGAGCGCAGGCCGCCCACACAGGAGAGCACACGCACACUCGGGACUCUCGGCUUAGCGGGAACCGCUGCCCCGCAGCCCUGUGCACGUGCAUCGUUUGACACCAUGCGUGUGCCCAUCGGAGAUACUGGUCCAGGAGCUUGACAGCCAGUGAAGAAGGAGACAAUGAAGUGGAUGGAGUGCAAGAGGAGGGAAGGGAUGAAGAAGAGACAGGAGGAAGACACGAGAGAGAGCCUGCACCCACCCACAAUGAAGCAACCACCCACAGUGCCCACAUCCCAGCACCACCUGUGUCACGGUUUCCCAGACUUUAGGCAGAGCAGUCACCUGUGCGCUCCUCUUUAGUGGAGAACGAUGGAGAACAGCAGGCACCUGGAACAUCGCCCUCACAGUUCUUACGAAGAAGCGCCCUUCCCUAGGGCCUUAGGCAGAUAACUGAGUGCAGUGUGUAUGUUUGUGAAUAAAAUAAUUUGUACGAGUGUGUGCAGAUGCUGGGCCGUGUCAUGUGCACGUGUAUGUGAAUUGUGUGUGUGUGUGUGUGUGUGUCAUGUAUAUAUGCAUGCACAUGCAUGUGUGUGAAUUUGGUGCAUGCAGUAUGUGUGUCCACAUGUGCAUGUGACCAAUGUGAUGUAGCCAGGAAGGCAAGAGACUCCAGGUGAAGGCCAAAUGUCUAAAAGGAUGAUGGGUGUUUCCUGGACCUCACCAUGAGUAUGUUCAAUUGCAUCCAUUCUGAAUGAGCACCUAUACACUUAUCCUUCUAGUUGCAUUUAAACCUCCAGGUGCAUAAAGCGUUUUCCCAGCAAACUUAAGUGUGAAACCAUACACAGUGAAAUUUCACCCUCCCUACCCUGGUACUUGGCAGACCUACCCACAAGUGCACUCCUGCCCUCACCAUCCACAGCUAGCAGGCUGUACAGGGAGAAGGGCGCCCUUCACAAUAUAACACUGAUGCCAGCUCUGGUAACACAAGGUGGCUGCCGCAGAGUUUGGAAACCUGCAGUCAAGAGGUCUGCAGCAUUGGCUCUUCCUGAGGCUGCACACACCUGAGGCUGUACAUGCCCAAGGCUGCACAUACCUGAGGCUGCACACACCUGAGGCUGCACACGUCUGAGGCUGUACAUGCCCAAGGCUGCACAUACCUGAGGCUGCACACGCCUGAGGCUGCACAUGUCUGAGCUGCAUAUGCAAGGUUUGUCUUUGGUUUCUCCUUACCACUCUACACUCUGCCUUCUCUCUCUCUCUCUCUCUCUCUCUCUCUCUCUCUCUCUCUCUCUCUUUCUCUCUCUCUCUUAUUCUCCAUCUUUCUCUUACUCUCUCUCUCUCUCCUUUCUCUGUUCAUUCUCCCUUUUAGAUCUCAUGUUAUGAUCCACCUAAUGGCUUCAUUUUGACUUCUCUGUCAAAACUCCAAAUGAGGCCACAUUCAAAGCACUAAGGGUUGGGAUUUCAACAUAAUGAGUUUUUGGGGACAAAUUCAACCCACGAUGGAGGCCCUGUAAGACCACCACUGCUUUAUUUUUGUUGACAAAUUGGCAUCUAACAAGUUUUUGUCUGAGGCGUGUCUCACCAAGUAUUGAGCCAGUCUACAUCAAUACCACGCCCACCAUGACCAGCUUCCUACAACAGGGUUGCUGGGAAGCCCCAGGCCCCUGCUACAGACAUGUGCUGACUGUGGACUGAGGAACACAUAGCACAUGCUCAGAGACAGACUCCAGCGCUCAGCUUGUCUGGGAGAUGAACCUAUUUCUAGUCUUUAGGAUCUGUGGUUUUAAAACUUUGCUCAUCCAAACCCAAGGGGCUGUGAGUGCCAGAUAUUUCUGGGACUGAGGGUGAGAGGUGCCAGGACACAGGGUGCUGAGAGCCCAGCCUUGGUCUCGGUUGAAGACAAUCUUGAGAGUGUUUGGCCUGCUUUUCAGUGGAUCCUGUGUGUAAUUUUUUCCUUCUCUUUGUAAAGAAAGGGCUCUUUUGCCAACUUUAUCUGUUGUGUUGGCUCAGCCUGCAGAAUAUAGCCUGAUUCCACUCACAUGGUCCCCUUACAAACUUUUAUUAGUAUAUAUUAACUGAAUAAAGCCAGUUUUGCUGCAGCUUUCACAA